This is a messenger RNA of Sipha flava (yellow sugarcane aphid), 763 nucleotides long. RefSeq names its product glycine-rich protein DOT1-like. The coding region runs from base 100 to 546 and encodes 148 amino acids. The record is from RefSeq and is a predicted model, not a curated record. The transcript is spliced from 2 exons. NCBI's taxonomy places the organism in Eukaryota, Metazoa, Arthropoda, Insecta, Hemiptera, Aphididae.
GCCCGGCACGGCAACAGUUCACCGACGUCCACCGAACCGCCAACUGCUCGAAAAGCUCGUCGUAACCACUCAGAAACCGUACGAAACAACUCCGUCGUCAUGGCCCGUCUGUCUAUUGUGUUGACCAUUGUGUUGGUCGCCUACGUUAUCGGCUCCCCGACCAAAAGCAAAGGAUACGGUGGAGGUGGAUCUGGAUCUGGUUACCAACAGGGUGGCCACGGUGGAGGAUCUGGCUUCCAACAGGGCGGUCACGGCGGUGGCCACAACAGCGGCCACGGCGGUGGCUUCCAACAGGGUGGUGAAUACCAACAGGGUGGUCAUGGAGGUGGAUUCAACUCCGGAUCUGGACAAGGUGGUCACCAUGGUCAAGGUGGUCACCAUGGACAAGGAGGUGGAUUUAACGAAAAUUAUGGACAUGGUGGUAACCACGGACAAGGUGGUGGAUUCGGUGGUAACCACGGACAAGGUAGUGGAUUCGGUGGUAACCAAGGUGGCCAUGGUGGUGGCCACGGUAGUAACCACGGUGGAAGUCAUGGUCAUUACUAAGAAUAUUGUCUAAUAUUUUAGUAUAUUUACGAUAAUUCACAUCACAUACUGUCUAUGAGGCGAUAUAAUACUCGUCUCAAACUUCACCGCCGCCAUUAUUUGUAUUAUAUGUUUACUGUGACAUUAUUUACUUAUAAAUUAUUAAUUGUACUUUAAAUGUAAUGCAAAAGCUGUAUUGUAAGAUUAUAAUUUUUUAAUAAAAAUAUUUGAAAGUGUA